UUAUUGAAAGAAAUGCUGAUGUGGAAGCCGGUACAUCAGCGUUAGCGGACUACUGUUGGAAAACACAAGCCAAGAAAAAUGGCGGGUGCGAAACUUUACGGUGGCAGUUGUACGGUGUCACUCUGCUUCUCAAAACCAACAACCUCAGCUAAACCGCCGUUCGUGUUAUUUGACUCGUCGCCUGAACUCCGCCGUCCUCCUCCUUCUGGCCUACGAGUCGUGGCUAUGACCAUUAAGCGAAGCCCUAAGCGUCUCAAAUACUCCACUCCUCGUUUCACUAAGGAGGAUGAAUUGCUUUAUGUAGAAGCUGAUCCAUCAGGAACAGACAGUUGGAAGUUAGAUUCAGUCGUUGAACUUUUGAAGGCGGGAGCUGUUGGUGUCAUUCCCACGGAUACUGUGUAUGCAAUAGUCUGUCAUUUGAAAAGCCACUCAGCCAUUGAACGUCUGCGCAGAAUAAAAAAUAUAGAACCUUCCAAGCCUCUCAGCAUGCUAUGUCACUCUUUGCGAGACAUUGACAUAUAUACAACUGGCUUCCCUCGCGGUGAUGGGCAAGGACAUGCAAACAUAUUCCGAGCUGUCAAACAUUGCGUGCCUGGACCUUACACUUUCAUUUUAACUGCAAGCAAAGAAUUACCUAAGCAGUGUGUGAGGUAUGGGACUACAACUGCCAAAUAUGCUUCAAGGAAAAAUGUUGGCAUUCGUAUCCCUGAUGAUGCAAUUUGUCAAGCAAUACUAGAGAAGAUGGAUGCACCACUUAUAUCAACAAGUGUCAAGUGGCCCGAGGAUAAUGCGUGGAUGCUAGAUCCUGUUGUUAUAGCUGAUUUAUAUGGACCAGAGGGUCUUGAUUUUGUUGUUGAUGGUGGUUUAAGGGUGGCUGACCCAUCCACUGUGGUUGACAUGACUGGAGUGUUUCCAAAAAUUAUCCGGCAGGGGAAGGGACCCAAACUACACUGGAUGGUAGCGGAAGAUGAUGCUGAGAACAUAAUCCCUUCUGCCUCUUAGAUGGAACUUGUUUGUACAGAACCACCUUCCACGUAUUUUUGUCUCAUUGGUCAUGCGGCAGGGCCAGUUCUUUUUGAUGGAGGGAUUUAGCAUCUUUUGUAAAUCUGCUAGUUUACGACUUAACAUCUAUAGCAAACAACUUUCUAACAAGAGAGUUCAUGGUUAAAAGGCUCUAAGCCUUACUUUUAGCGUUCAUGCCAAGAUUUCCGAUGAGUUUCAGGUCAUCGAUCUCAAAUGUGGCUGUAUAGAAAAUCUAGUGUUUCAGGUGAUAUGUAGAUACAAAGGGGACUCGGAUUACUUGUUGGAUGUGGAGAAAAAUUCAAAUUUUCAUUAAUUCAACUUUUUGCCA
Mercurialis annua (annual mercury) is the source of this 1351-nucleotide messenger RNA. RefSeq lists its product as uncharacterized. Bases 79 to 1002 code for a protein of 307 amino acids. Gene Ontology annotation, molecular function: double-stranded RNA binding. NCBI's taxonomy places the organism in Eukaryota, Viridiplantae, Streptophyta, Magnoliopsida, Malpighiales, Euphorbiaceae. The record is from RefSeq and is a predicted model, not a curated record. The transcript is spliced from 9 exons.